Molecule: messenger RNA, 16738 nt
Organism: Marmota monax (woodchuck)
Lineage: Eukaryota; Metazoa; Chordata; Mammalia; Rodentia; Sciuridae
Gene: Bach2
Product: BTB domain and CNC homolog 2
Exons: 5
Coding region: 8463-10994 (843 amino acids)
Biological process (GO): regulation of transcription by RNA polymerase II
Molecular function (GO): DNA-binding transcription factor activity, RNA polymerase II-specific; protein binding; RNA polymerase II cis-regulatory region sequence-specific DNA binding
Source: RefSeq, a predicted model, not a curated record
CUAGACUUUUUAAAAAUAUUCAUCUCUACCUGCAUGCGUUUGCUGAUGUGGUUUUGCAGGGGGUUCAGAGGAACAGGUUUCUCUGGUACCUUAAGAUCUUAAUAACUUAACUUUUCAUUAGAAGUCUAAAGAGAUAGUGAUCAAAAAUAAACUGUUCUCUCUAUCCUGUCUGUGCCCUUGGCAGACAUCCUUUUAUCAGUUUUGUUUUUUUUUUCCCUUAUUUGCUGUGGUUGUCUAUAAACAUCAGGUGCCUGGUUCUGCAGUGAUAUCCAUGUGUGGGUUAAUGCUUUGUGUGAGCUUCAGGCCAUGGGUUGUAAAGUGUGGUUAUGGCAGACAGAGUAAGAUGCUCGCAGAAGGGAAGGGAUGGCAGGGGUUACUGUGGCUUAGUAAGCAUGAUCCAUUGAAGACUAGAAGCAGAUAGAACGCAAGUGCUAUCGACUAAAGUUUGGCAGAAUCUUUCUUGACAUCGGGCUGUGUUUUAGAAUUGUUUAUGUGUCUGACAGCGCUUUGGUUAAUUGGAAGAACUCUUAAAAAUCCUCACUGUUUCAAAACAAGGGAGGUAUUCACCUUCCCAAAUAGAUAGGAAAACUUUGGGAUAUAUUUCUUUGCUGAAGGUUGACUGGCGUGCAGUUCAUGGCAGGCUCAUCUCUACUGAAUUACAUACCAAGUUAGAGUCUUUGAAUGUGCCCAGAGAUAAGUCAACCAUGUUUUCCCUGAAAGUCCUGAUACAGAAAAAGAAUGAAAGUACAAACACUAACUGGAAAAAAUGUCAUGCAUUUUAGACACUUUGCAUCCUUUGUUAGGACAAACCCUGGGUUGGGUUUUUUACAUUUGUGAAGUUGUGCGGUAGGUGGAGCAGUGUGGGUGGCCCAGAAAAAGUAGCGGUUAGAAUAACAUUUUCCAUUUAUUGCCCUUUGUGCAUGGCUAAAAAUAAGAUUCAUACAAAUCAGAAUAUGUAAUGCAAGCAAAAUCACUCUGUUAAUUCUGAUGACUGGUUUGCCCACAUCUUUGCAUUUGUCUGGUAAGUGGUAUAUUGGGAAAUAAAUGUGUCUUUGUUUAAAUAGCAAAAGGCAGCCAGGUUUUUUGCGCUGUUUAUCGGCAUGUGAUAGUUUAUCAGCAUUUUCCCCUUCUGAAGGAAGAAAGGCACAACCCAAACAUUUACAAAUUGUGUCAAUGGAAGGAUGAAAGAAGUGGCCGAAUCCUUGAAUCUUUUUAAAAAGCAAUUGCCUUCUCUGAAAUGCUGUCUUACGACAUCCAUCUUCUUGGCUCAUUAUUAGAAAGUUGUUGUUUCUUGUAAACCCACAGAACAGAAAGGAAAGGGUCUGUUAGUGGUGUCAUCCUAGAGAUUGGCAAUAGUGUGCGUGUAUAUGGAUGGGGUGGUAGGGAGCAGGGGAUAAGGAUGAGCACACACCUGCCCUGUAGUACCCUCCAUGGACACAGAUGUUGGAGGAUCAGUUAACCAUGUGAAAACUCCCCUUCAUCUGGCUUCUGAGUCUACUGCAACCACAGUAAGUGAUAACAUGUCAGUUUGCGGCUACAUGAAACCCCAAAGAGAGAUGGCGUCAGCAAUCACAGGGAAAUUUGUGCCUUCGUGAUCCCAGAGAUGGUGCUGUCCCGUUCCACUGACUGAGUGGCUGUGGCAUUUCCAAAGAAUGACAAUGUCUGCAAGUGUUCUGAGCCUUUCAGUUUGAUGUAAUCUGUGAAAUAGAUGAGUCAAGAGGGCAGUCAUUCCAGAAGCCUCUGAGAAAUGAAGACUGUAAAUUACAUUCCUCCAACCAUGGCAGACAGCAUGGUGCAGUGCUUAAAGUAAGAUAAGAGCUUUGGGAGAAAAAAAAAGACCCCAGAGCAAAUCUUAACUUAGCUACCUGUUGACCUUGAUCUAUUUACUUAACCUCAUCCAGGCCUGGGUGUCUUGUUGAAAAAGGAAAUAGGAAUAGUACCUACCUUAUAGGGUAGUUGUAAGAAUUCAGCGAGAUUAUGUACCUUGUAGCACAAAGCCAAUGCUCCGUAAACCGAUGUUGGUAUUAUUCUUAUUUGUGCUGCUGCAUCAUUGGAGAAUUUCAGGGAUUUGGGAAUUCCCCUCUAUGCUUGGAGUACGGAUUUUGGAAUUAAAUGCACAAAGGAUCAGCCUCUUGUUCAUGUUUCUCAAUCAGAAGGAUCUAGGCAUUUAUAGAGUGAUUUGGUACUUCAUUGGUUACUAAUACUAUCUGGGAUGUUGUUUUUAUUCUACAAUCAAAUGAGCACAAUGUAAGCCUCUCUUUCCUUUUAAGAUUAGCACUGUGUUGAGCAUAAUCAGUUAUUUUUACCCUCUCACUAUGUUUUUUAUUUAAACAUGGAUAUUUCAGUUCUAACAUCUGUGCAUGUUAAUUGUUGUACCUGCUGGCGUGCAUUAUGAAAGAGUGUGCUAAUGUUGUAAUCAAGCAAGGUUUUAAAUAUUUCAGGUGGGAAUGAGCAAAACUUCAGGAACAAUUAGCUUCUGUGGUGGUGUAGUUCCCUACAGAAAAUACUGAAUCUAUUAUAAUUCUGGUUACUGAUUAGUCCUACAGAUGACCAAAUACUGAUGCAAGGAAAUCAAUUGCUGUUAACUUCUAUUUUCAUUAUUUUUUGCAAAUUAUUUUCUAUUUCAUGUAAUACAUACCUGCCCUUCAAGGAGUCCUUUUAUGCCCACCAGUUUUUUAUUAAAAUUAAAUCUAUUUUGCAUUUCAUAAUGUAAAGUCAUAACUGUAGGCAUCAUGUAACUUUUUUGGUUAACUUUUAGAACCUGUAGAAUUAGAUGCUAAGAGUUCAAAUUCAGCUUUCCCCAUGACCUUACUGGGAUGCUAUUUCUUCAUUUAUCAAAUUAAAAAAAAAAAAAAAAGACUGUGACAGCACCUUGACUUUGCCUUACCUGGGACCUGACAAGAAGUGAUAAAUGAGACCAAUAACCUAAGGAAUUAAAACAUGGUGCAGGAAAUAGGGAUGGCUUACUUUUAUCACUUAAUAAAUUCUCACUAGUUUUUUUUUUUUUAACUUCAAAUUUUCCUUUCCGUGGUCUGUCAUACCAGCCCUGUCUCAGAUACCACUCCUGAUUGUAAUUUAUAUAUUAGCACUAUCAUCAGAUUUUCUGGGUUUUUAAUGUUAGGAGUCGUCAAUCUGCAGCAGAGCCGUUUCUCAGGUUAGCUCUACCAGGAAGAUUUGUCUUUUAUUAAAAACAAUAUUCUGCUUCCUCCAGUGUAUCCAGACAGUGCUGCCUUGUCCGUUUUUCCCUCUUGAGUAAAGUGGAAGAAUGUUUUCCAGGCUGAGGAAAUUAUUCCAGUGACUUUCAAAGUUCCUGGCAUUGCAGAUACAGCUUUGGUUUCCCCACACACACACACACACUAUCUUUGCACACAUGCACACCACUAUCUUUGCCAUCCUCAUUACACUUUGCCACAGUCUGAAGUUUCUGUAAAACUCAUAGAUCAGCGAAAGUGAUAAAUUAGACUGGCUUUGACUCCCUCCCACACCUUCCUAAGGAAAGACAGAGAUUCUGAAAUGCAUCCCCGUCGAUACACCAGGCACUUCUUCCUGCAUAGCAGCCAGUUUUAACCUCUCCUUCAUGUGCAAUUUGAGUGCACUGGCGGGGCUGUCUCAUUAUUCCUUUGGUUGAAUAAUGUAAAGCAUUUGCAAUGGAGAUUUACUCUAAUGAUGUAUUUUAAGUGCAUGUCCACAUUGCUGGUUUAAUGCACUCAGUCAUGGAAUGCUUUAGAGUUUAUUGCUAAUGGAUGAAUCCUCAGGAAAACUGAAAUUUUCAAUAAGAUUGACAUUUGGAAUGAGAAAUAUAAAUCUAAUGAGAGCAUUUCAACCAAGGUUUGUAAUUAGGACUGAAUGGAGUAAAUUUGUACACGCACACCACAGAAGGGCACAGCAGAAGGUGAAAUUGCACACUCUGCUGUGAAUGAGGGAUGAAGGCCUAUGUAUCAGUGUCAGGCCAUGACACUGUGGAGUAUAAAUGAUACUGUCACCAAGUACUGCACAGGGUACCUAGGGGAAUUCCACUCUAGUAAAUUACAUUACUUAGACCUGAAGGCAUUGUGUUGGAAUAAGAGGAGGGGAAAGAAGGCUGUCAGCACUGAGCAGAAGAGACUGCAGUGCAACUGGCUGCAGGGAUGGAAGUCACUGGUUUCUGUUAUCCCUGGAGAAGUUUGUAUUCCCCUUUGUUAAUUAGUUUAUAGAAGCGACAGACAUGUACAUGUGAAAGAACAUCAUGUCUGCUUGGAGUACGGUUACACUUGACCAUAAGGGAAUGAAUGCGAGUAGAUUUCUGUAAAGUGGUCUCUGUUGGAUUCUCUUUCUUAUUAUUCACAGCUGGGUAAUAGUGGGUGUUCAAUAUAAGUUUGCUCUUAUUUUAUUUUUAUAAGGAUCCAACAUGCAUUGUGAGGAUUGAAUUCUCGGUAACACUUGUUUCUUUUCUAGCCCUGCCUUAAUAAGAGCAUGUGUGUCCUAGUCUCUUCUAUUACCAAUCACCUCUCAGACCUUCCAUCCCCAAGGCAAAGAGUCUGUACUGGCGCAUAACAUUUCAUUUUAUGAAAACUCAAAGUUAAGAACAGUUGAUUCUUAGAGUGUGACUUGUGGGGGGAAACUGGUUUUUUUUUUCACUUCUUUUUUCUUUUGUCCCCCUGCAGUGAAGUGGGGGGUUACCCUUUUUGGGUUGAUCUGUCUCACCAUUUCUGGGAAGCAAUUAGGAAAAGAAAAUAAGCACAUCAAUUAUAUUGCUACCUUCCAAGUCAUAGAAGUUCACUUUUGUCCAAAUGCCAGGUCUUAAGAAAGCCAGUACCAGGUGCUCUAGAAUUAGUCAGGAUCACUUCUUAGCUGGAAAGUAAAGGUCCCCUCCUGAAUAUAUAGGUUAUGAAUAUCAAUUCUGAGUUUCUCAUGUGUGUGUAUGAUGUAUGUGUGUGUCUGUGUGUGUGUGUGUGUAUUGCUGGGGAUUAAAUCCAGGGCCUUGCACAUGGGAGGCAAGUCCUCUACCACUGAGCUACACCCCCAGCCCUGACUUAAGUAGGUAUCAUAUAUUGUCUUUAGUGAACUAAACCUGAAAAAAAACAGAAUGUUUGGGAUUCUACAACAUGUCUCUACAAGGCUUCCAAGUGGCAGGCUUUUGGCAGUGUUUCUGAAAUGGUAGAACAUAUAGAUAGUGGUGGUUAUAAUAAUAUCUUGUAUUUGACUUUUAUUUUUGCCAAAAUAAUACACUAUUCAUAUCAGGUAUCAUAAUUUAGUUUGUUUUGUAGCCAUAGUUACACUCUUAUUUUUUUCAUCCAAUCAUAAAACUUAGUAAAAUCAACAUUCUUGGAAAACCAGAUCUGAGGGCAGACAGGAGAAAACUUGGUUAACAAUAAGAUGGUGGAUAUUUCUAUUUUGUUCAGUUACCCUCACCUUAAAAAAAUGUUUUAGUUGAUAAUUCUGAAAUAACAUCUACUUGUACAAAAGCCGUCUGUGCCACGCGCCAUCUUCAGCAUAGAAAGGCUGUGCCAUCUUCAGCAUAAAAAGGCUGUCUGCCAGACUUUGUUUUAUUCACUAAAACUUUAUAAAAUCCAGGAACUUCCUUAUGAGAAAUAAUAGUCUCUCCCUAAACAGAGUCACUGAAUUUCCCCCUUUUUUUUUUAUCAUGUUCACUUUAAUGGUGGCGUGCAUGUUCUUUUCAUUCAUGACAUUGAUUGGGAAAUCACACGUGUCUUAUUGUUUACCACAACCUUACACAUGCCCUUUCCCCCCACUGGCCUUUUUAUGUGGCAUGUUUAUCAAAUUGUAUCUUUGCAUUUUUCUGAAUUGAAUCUUGGUGAGAUUUGACAGCAUCUAAAAUGAAUUUGGUUCAGAGUCUUUCCUUUCCAAAGAGCUUCCUUUGUUCCUGCCUCCCUAUCCACGUCUGGCUGUACUCUCUUCUCUUUCUUACAUUAAAAUUGGAAUGGGAGAAUGGGGGAGCUCCUUAGGAGAAAUAGGUCUGUAGAGAAUUGUGAGUACUCAUUCAGAAGCUAUUCUUAGUUCUGAGAAAUAUAAUGAACUUGAGCUUUGAGUCCUGUUGAAGCUCCCAUUAACGAUCCCGCUAUCACCACCUCCCCUCUACCUGAUUAUGUUUUCUCCAAAGACGACUGGUAUUUUCUUCUUAAUAUUCUGAAUGGAGUAUUUUCCCAGUAAAGCACAUCUUGAAAGGCCGCUAGUCCUUUUACCGUGAUAGUUUACUGGGUGACUCUUAAUUGUCCUAUUAAGUGCUUCUAUUUUGCUUUACCACAAAGUCUGCUGUGUAGAAGACACUUCUAUAGACCUAGAUUUGCUUGUCAGAAGUCAACCCAUUAACGUUAGCACUUCACUUUUAUUAUCAUUAUGGUGUUUCCAACUGACAGCGGCUGCCACACACUGCCAUGUUCCCAAGUUCCCAGUGUUGCAGAAAAAGAGACUUUUGUUCUGACUUGAUGAGGAAAAAAAUGCAAACAACAACACAGCUCUACCACCAGAGAUUCUAUAAAGACAUGUUCAGAUGAACAAUAAGGUCCUUUGUUCACUCAUGACAUAAGGAUAUAAGAAUUUAAACAAUAAGACCUCUUGUGAAAUGUGGCCAAAUCUCUACCACAAACGUUGUGAAGUUCUCUGUCUUGAAGAAGGCAAUUUUUAUAUGGGCUUCAAAAAACCAUUAACUUCUAAACCACCCUUGAAAAACAGAAAAGAAAAUCACUUGUCUCACUAUAACAUUAAAGCAAUUUCUCUUCUAAGGAACGCUAAAAUACAUUCAUCUAUAUAAAGCACAUGCACUACAAUUUAUAAAAAUCACAGCCCUCUAUUAGGAAGUGCAGAGCCUCUCCCUCCUUCACCUGGAAUGGGAACCCCAUCUGUUUUGUGAAGACCCUUCUUUCUUUGAACAAUACUUAUUUCUUCCGAAUUGAGAAAAAAUCCUUUAAGUCACUUAGAUUCAAGAUGAAGUUUUAGGGCUUGAUAAUAAUUCUCUAAAUCCUUUUGACACUAGUGGAGCAUGGGGAGGGAAUAAUCCUGUUUGGAAGGGAAUUUUUUAAUUGAAUUUGCUUUAAUGUGAACCCUAUUCUUUUCUGCUCUGAGCCGUUAAGGGAGUCUUGGUGUAUUUGCAAACCUCAGCAGGGCUAUGGAAAAAAAAAUGUAGAGAUUUCCUUGUCAGUUUAUGUCAGGGGCUCUGAAAAACCUCAAAAUUGUCCUGGUUUCCAUGUUUGAAAUGUGACCUUUCAGGAAAAGAGGAAGUUGGGGAUGGAGGACGAACUAAAUGGUCAGGGGUGCCCCAUUGAGCUGACGUAGUAUUAAACUCCGAAGAUUUCCAAGUGUUUGCAGAUGGAUAUAUACAGCAUCCUUGCAGAAUCCUCUUAAUUGAAGAAAUGUUUCAUCUCUAUCUCUGUUGACAGAAAAGAUUGCCUACUGAUAAUUGCUUUGCUUAAGUGUCUGAUAAUAUGCCAGGAAUGAGAGCAUUCUGUGUUAGGUCAUCUUUAAUUAUGCAUGUACCACCUGUCAGCCCUGUAUCAGUACCAGAUUAGAUUCUCAUGGAGUCAGUAUGGGGAGGAUUGGAGGCAAGCUGAGGUGAUCUCUUUUAGAAACAACAAAAAUAGUAGUAAACAUGCCUUAUAACCUGCAGCUUUUAAAGGAGCCUCCUCUGCAUUGUUCUUGAGCAGGAAUAAGCCAUCGGUACAUCUGAAAAACUUUUGAAAUCUUGCCCAGGCAAGAUAAAUUACUGUGAAGACAAAUUACUGCAAGAGAGGAUGGUAGCACCUCCCCCCUCGGUACCAUCUGUUGCAUUUCCUUUUUGCUCCUUCUCAUGGUUGUAACUGAGCCAGGGAAAAGCUCAGAAACAUUUUUAUAAGCUAUGUGAGGACAGGAAAUAUGUUAACGAUGUUAGAUUUCAUACAUUUCAGGGGUUUUUUCAGUAGCUAGUUGGCUUUUUUUAGAAGGACAAGUGUGGGUUGGAAGUAAUGCUUAUUACCCUCUGUCAGCUUUUGGUAGUUUUAUUCUCACUUUUCAGGGUUGUUUGGGACUUUCUGGUGGGAUGUUUAGGGUUCUUUACUGAAAGCUCUGUUCUCUCUUCCAUCCUUUGAUAAGAUGGAUUUGUGAAAGGUGUUUUUCUUCAUCCACCUGUCAGAAGUUUAGGGGAAGCUUUGAGUUAUUGUGCCCUUUACAGUGGUGGGAUUGAAUGACUGAGAGGCUAAAGGCAGAGAAGAGACAGGUGGAUGGAAAUAAACAGGUGUGUGAGUUCUCACACAGGGCAUCUUUCAGAUUUUUACCUGCACAGAUGAGGCUCCAAGCCUGUCUGCCCUCCAGCCUGAGAAAACUUCCUUGAGAAGAAUUUAUGAAUGAUAGCCUUAGAGACAGUUUGGAAAUCCUGAAAUGCCUUACUUCAAUCCCUGCUGGCUAGAACCUUGGACAGAAAAAUCAGGUCAGCUGAUCGAAGAGUGAAGACCCCUCUCCAGUUCCACCAGAAUACCAAGGGUGUGAACGGCAUGUCUGUGGAUGAGAAGCCUGACUCCCCCAUGUAUGUGUAUGAGUCCACAGUCCACUGCACCAACAUCCUCCUGGGCCUCAAUGACCAGCGGAAAAAGGAUAUUCUCUGUGACGUGACUCUGAUAGUGGAGAGGAAGGAGUUCCGAGCCCACCGGGCUGUGCUGGCCGCAUGCAGUGAAUACUUCUGGCAGGCUCUGGUUGGACAGACAAAACAUGACUUGGUGGUCAGCCUGCCUGAAGAGGUCACUGCCAGGGGCUUUGGGCCGCUGUUACAGUUUGCCUACACUGCCAAGCUGUUACUCAGCAGAGAAAACAUCCGCGAGGUCAUCCGCUGUGCUGAGUUCCUGCGCAUGCACAACCUGGAGGACUCCUGCUUCAGCUUCCUGCAGACCCAGCUCCUGAACAGCGAGGAUGGCCUGUUUGUGUGCCGAAAGGACACCGCGUGCCAGCGCCCACAUGAGGACCAUGAGAACUCCGCGGGAGAGGAGGAGGAAGAAGAGGAGGAGACGAUGGAUUCAGAGACAGCCAAGAUGGCUUGCCCCAGGGACCAGAUGCUUCCAGGCCCCAUCAACUUUGAGGCCACUGCCCUCCCAGUAGCAGAGAAAGAAGAGGCCUUGCUACCUGAGUCCGACGUGCCCACGGACACCAAGGGGAGCUCAGAAAAGGAUGCACUGACCCAGUACCCUAGAUACAAGAAAUACCAGCUUGCAUGUACCAAGAAUGUCUAUAAUGCAUCAUCACACAGUACCUCAGGUUUCGCAAGCACAUUCAGUGAAGAAAACCCUGGCAACAGCCUCAAGCCAGGGCUUGCCAUGGGGCCGAUCAAAAGUGAGCCACCCAGCGAAGAGAACGAGGAAGAGAGCAUCACGCUCUGCCUGUCGGGAGAUGAGUCUGACAUCAAGGACAGAGUGGGGGAUGUCGAGAUGGACCGCAAACAGCCCAGCCCUGCCCCCGCCCCCGCCCCCACCACCCCCACCGGAGCCACCUGCCUGGAGAGAUCCAGGAGCGUGUCCUCGCCUUCCUGUUUAAGGUCUCUAUUCAGUAUAACAAAAGGUGUGGAGUUGUCUGGACUACCCAGUACAUCUCAGCAGCACUUUGCCAGGGGUUCAGCGUGCCCUUUUGACAAGGGGAUCACUCAGGGUGACCUUAAAACUGACUACACCCCUUUCACAGGGAAUUAUGGACAGCCCCAAGUGGGCCAGAAGGAUGUGUCCAACUUCACGCUGGGGUCGCCCCUCAGGGGGCCUGGGUUGGAGGCUCUCUGUAAACAGGAGGGAGAGCUGGACCGGAGGAGUGUGAUCUUCUCCUCGAGCGCUUGUGACCAAGUGAGCACUUCGGUGCAUUCGUAUUCUGGGGUGAGCAAUUUAGACAAAGACCUCUCCGAGCCGGUGCCAAAGGGUCUGUGGGUGGGAGCUGGCCAGUCCCUCCCCAGCUCACAGGCCUACUCCCACAGCGGGCUGAUGGCUGACCACUUGCCAGGAAGGAUGCGGCCCAACACCAGCUGCCCGGUGCCAAUCAAAGUCUGCCCUCGCUCACCCCCGCUGGAGACCAGGACCAGGACUUCCAGCUCCUGCUCCUCCUAUUCCUACGCAGAGGAUGGGAGUGGGGGCUCACCCUGCAGCCUCCCUCUCUGCGAGUUCUCCUCCUCACCCUGUUCCCAGGGAGCCAGAUUCCUUGCCACGGAACAUCAGGAGCAGGGCCUGAUGGGAGAUGGAAUGUACAACCAAGUCCGACCCCAAAUUAAAUGUGAGCAGUCUUACGGAACCAACUCCAGCGAUGAAUCUGGAUCGUUCUCAGAAGCAGACAGUGAGUCGUGUCCUGUGCAGGACAGGGGCCAGGAGGUUAAACUUCCUUUUCCUGUAGAUCAAAUCACAGAUCUUCCAAGGAACGAUUUCCAGAUGAUGAUUAAGAUGCACAAGCUAACCUCAGAACAGUUAGAGUUCAUUCACGACGUCCGGCGGCGCAGCAAGAACCGCAUCGCAGCUCAGCGCUGCCGCAAGAGGAAACUGGACUGUAUUCAGAACUUAGAAUGUGAAAUCCGCAAAUUGGUAUGUGAGAAAGAAAAACUGUUGUCGGAGAGGAAUCAACUGAAAGCAUGCAUGGGGGAACUGUUAGACAACUUCUCCUGCCUCUCCCAGGAAGUCUGCCGAGACAUCCAGAGUCCCGAGCAGAUCCAGGCCCUGCACCGGUAUUGCCCUGUCCUCAUCCCCAUGGAUCUCCCUGGAGCCUCCAGUAUUAACCCCACUCCCUUGGGUGUUGAGCAGAACCUUGCAGCCUCCCAGUGUGCAGUGGGGGAAAGUGUGCCCUGCUGCUUGGAGCCAGGUGCGGCUCCCCCCGGGCCCCCUUGGGUCCCCAGCAAUGCCUCUGAGAAUUGUACCUCUGGGAGGAGGUUGGAAGGUUCUGACCCAGGAACCUUCUCUGAGAGAGGACCUCCUCUUGAACCCAGGAGCCAGUCAGUGACCGUAGACUUCUGCCAGGAAAUGACUGACAAGUGUACGACUGAUGAACAGCCCAGAAAAGAUUACACCUAGUGACUCGGAUCUGCCUCCCAGUCCUCACACCUCUCCCAUCCAGGUGUUCUUCAGUCAGCCUAUGGCACUGUUCAUCUGUUGUCUUGAAGAACCAAGAAUGAAUUUGGUGCACACUACAGUGGUCUUAGCAGCAAUACUGUUCUGAAGUAUUCCCUCCUCUCUUCAAGCAGGAGCGACAGAGUUACCUUCACAAUGGUGCUACCCCUUGCUCAGGCAAGGAAAGACAACAGUGCGACACUGUCUGUCUGUGGGUUAAUUUCAGUCUUCACAGGGAUAGACUACAACACCUCGAGGACCCAACCACGGAUUUUUUUUCUCAGUGGCCCAUGUCACAAACCCUAUCUCAGGAAUUUCUUCUGAAUGUUCAAUUUUUUUCAUUGAAGACAGCUUCUAUACACAUCAAAAUUUUAUAGCUAUACUGUACAUAUUAUAUAUAAUAUAUAUAAAGUAUAUAUAUAUAUAUAUAUCCAUAUGCAAAAUUCCUGCAUGCCUCAAUUUUCUCAAAACUGGAAACUUCAUUUCUCAUUUAUAAACAGGUUCCAACAUUCCUCUUCUUUUGUCUCUGAUGCUUAAAACCAGUUUGGUAACUGUUAACGUUUUUCUUGCUUCACAGUUCAAUUUGUGCUUAUUUAUGGAUAAAAUUCAAUGUUGGAAGCUUUUCAAGGUUUUAUUUUAGACCCUUAUUUUGUUUGUUUAGUUUGGUUUGGGCACCGCCAGGUGGUGUCGUGUGAGCAUCGUGGGUUUGUUCUCCGUUUUUGUUUUGUUUUGUUUUGUUUUUCCUUGCAGAUACUGUACAGUAAUGGUCAACUUUGCCACUUGCACUGAGUCUUGGGUCAAACCUAUUUUCUUAAAUGAAGUUGUAACUUCAGUAUAUCUCAAGUAUACUGUAUAUUCUUUGCUUUUAGUUUAAAAAGUAAAACAUUUUAGCUAAUUUUAAAAAGCACUCAGGUGAUAAUUAUGUAGGAAAAACAAUCUUGCCAAAUAAUGAAUUCAUCCUAGGAUGUUUAGACAAUAAUCUGCUUGAAUAUUUUUAUAUUUCACCUCGUCCCCACCUUUCCCUAAGUAAAGUUUAACUGCAGAUAAAGGACUUCAGAGUUGAUGCUGGAUGUUCAGAUUCCUGGGUGGGGAGAGAGUUUGGACAUCUCACUCAAAAUUGCAUCAAAGUAGCAGGAAUCUAUGCUUUCUCACCAGAACUCAGCAGGCAAAGUCUCCUAGAAAUCAAGCUAGAACUGUUUUCUUUCCCAGGGAGUAGGCUCAUCCAUUUCAGCACUUCAUUAGCUUGCUCUUAGAAGUGUUAUGCAGUAGGACCUUCUCCUUUGAAGGACCAACCAUCGGCUUUCCUGCCUGGGAUUGGCCUCCCAGGACAUCUCCCCUGAGGGAAUUUGAGUCGCAGCCUGAGGGUCCUGUUUAAGGGGCAGCUCCCCGAAAGUAGGAGAGAACAUGGCAGACUCGAGCCUGAGAUCCAUCCCUGACGUGGACUAACACAUUUCUUCUCCUUUCCUUCUCCUAAUGCUAAGUUGUACUCUGAGGCUUUUUGCCAUUCUCUUGUCUGAAGGCAGCUUCAUUCAGAGGCUUUGGAGGAGACAUCACCAGGAGUCCUCCCUGCCCCUCUUCCCAAACACACACACACAUACACCCUACCCUCACCUGAUGAUCAUUUUCUUCUCUUGCUGCAAAACUGGUUGGCUUGCAACCCAGAGAGAGCAGCUUCCCUUGGCUCUGGGGGCAUCCUGGCCCCUGGCCAUGUUUACAGGAAGGUGUGCCCCAAGGAAGAGGAAUCAGCUCCCUCCUUCCAGUGGUCCCAUCUCCUCUCACUAAGCAGCCUGAAGGCCACUUCAGCCUGGCUGUAAAAGAGAGUCCAGAACAGUUUGAUGUGGGAAUGGGGUGGUGGGCAGUGGGAAUAGAUGGUUGACUUUGUUUCUUUUUUGUGCCAUUGUUUGGACAAUAUUAAAGCUGCAUGUAAAAGGAGAAAUUAGUAGAUGAUUAGUAGGCGAAAAGUGAAAUCAUAGUAACAUAUGUUUUAGUAUUAACUUUUUUCUGUACAAAUAUUAGCACUAAAUGUUUAAAUAUGUAUGAAUGCCAGAAAUUUGUUGGUUCAUGCAGUAGGAUUUAAAAAAAAAAAAAAAGGCUUUUCUUUUAAAAUAGUUCCACUUUUGAAACCUGCCUCUGGGUUUUCGUUUCUCCAUGUGUGUGUGUGUGUGUGUGUGUGUGAGUGUGUGUGUGUGUGUACACAUACGAACUUGUCAAAGACAGAUUUUAAUAGAGCUCUGUGUUGGAGCUACUGUCUUUUGUUACAGUUGUUGGAAUUUCUCAGCCUCGUAGAACAGCUCUGUGCUUCACCGGGAGGUUUGCCUUUGUGGAAAACUGGUGACAGCUAGAAUUUUAACUCAAUGUGAAUCAUGUGAUACUUCACAGGUGUGUGUUAUGGUGCAAGAGUCAGCAGACAGUAUUUUUUUUUAACUCUCCCGUUGCCUUUUUAAGUGACCUCUCCUCUUUUUUUAAAAAAGGAAUGUCUUCUGCUCAUAACUAACCAGGUGCAGACCAGCUUCUUUGCUUGAUUUACCCUGGUAACAACUCAUGUGCAACUGGUAGUCUUGACCACAUUCCAUCUGUUUCCCCAGGUUUCUGUUGUUCAGUAGCCCAGACCUGAGUGGCAGCCAUUUCCAGGAGGGAAGGGGUCUCUUUUUCUCUUCACCCUAACUCAACCUUCAUUUCCCUCCCAUCAGCCUCUGCCUCACUUUUCUUCCUCUUCCCCUGCCCAACCUCUGCCAUGGGAACUGGCUUUAAAAAAAAAUGUUAAAAAAAACAGUCAUUCUACUUCUGAAGUAUUUUUAACAAGUUAUUUCAUUCAUUAGCCACAACAAACAGUGACUGAUUUUAUGUAAUUGUUCAUGUGAUAGUCUGUGUCUUUUGCUAUUCUGAAUCAUUGUUUGUCAGAAAUAUUUCUGUCUCAGUUCAAAGGGAGGUCUUGCUGGGGACCAGAAUCCAAAUUGCCUCAAAGUGGAAUUGAAAAACCCAGUCUGUCUUCUUUACCUGGGAUCCCUUAGUCAACCUCAUGCCUUUUAUAAAAAGGAAAAGCAAGUGAACAGCAAAGAAUAAAUGUUUGCACAACAAGGUAACAUUCAGUUGUAUUUUUUAAGAGUUCUUCCUUACAAAAAUAAAGAACACUCCAAUAGUGGGCUCUUUGGGAGGAUCUCUGUGACAGCCUGGUUGCAUUUCCAGAUGGUCAGGAUAAUAGGAAUGGAUUGUGGUGGUAGGGCCAGUGCAGGUGACCCCAAGACUAAUUAACAUCCCACCUAAAUCUAGUCCUCUCUGGGGAUCCAUCUUUGUCCUAUUUGUGUCUCCAGACCACCUCCCUUCAUUCAGGUUGGUCAGGCUUUGGGCAGGUGAGUGCUUUGCUAUAUGUCUUUGUUUCUCUGCGUUAUCUGGGGGUGCCUUGAAUAAAAUCAAACUUCAUUACAUACUGAUUCUGGAACAAAAAUGGUUUUUAAAACUUUUUAAAAGAAAAGAAAAAGCUAGCAAAUUUACUAGGCCAUCCUGCUACUUCUCUUCCGAGUUCCCAUAACGAUGACUCAGGCGUCAGAGGUGAUGCUGCAGUAGAAAAUGUUAUUUUGUAUGUUGUACAAAGUAAUUUAUUGACUGUCUUUCUAAAAGUAUGCUGCUUUUUAAGAUGCACUAUAAUUUUGGAUUUAAUCCUUGUAUAGCUUUUCCAAGGAAGUAAAAAAAAAAAAAAAAAAAAAAGGCUAGUGACUAGUAUGCCAACUGCCACUUCUCCUUAAAAAGGAGCUCGGGGACCAAGCUACAGGACUUUCAUGAGAGGACUGGCAAAAACCUACAUAUUCUCUUUUAAUGUUUAUGAUUGCCAUUAAAGAAGAGAGAAGAAGGAGAAGCAGCAACAACAAACAUGGAUUUGAAAAUCGUAAGCCUUUAAAGAAACCUCAAAGUCCUGCCCCAGGAAGCUGCUCUGCAUCCAAUGGAGUAGUAUUUUCCUCUCAAAAUGAGUCAAAGCCUGCAAAGCUUUCUAUAGAACAUAGCAAACUGCUUCUAUACACCAUGCCUCAUUUAAACUAGGAGCUGUUUUAUAAGUGACUUCAAACUGCUCCACUAUUGCUUACAGUUCAGGAGGACUCUUCAGAUCUGGAAAGAUCUGGGUAAAAAUUAAGUUUUGUCCUCGAAUCAUGGAAAACAGACUAGAGAUCAAGAUUUUCUUUAAAGAAUAAAGCUAUUCAUUGUAUCAUGAGUUAGUGUUUCUUCCCAAAUUCGGGAUCUUCUUGUAGGUCCAAUUUUUGGCAAGUCAGUUGCCAGUGAGAUGCCCUGUGUCAAGUUGGUAUUCAUAAAGGAAAUCUGUGUGCAUGGAGGCAUUUUGUGUCCAAAGUGUAUGUUUUAAUACUGCCCGAGCCAUCUAAUGACCCAAGCAUCCAAGACUGAUGCUGUAGAAUAGAAUAUAUUUGUACACAAAUAGCGUGUGCAAAUAGUAUUUGUAUAUAGAAAAGUCUUCUUGUGGCAGAUUGAGGAUAAAUUAUUCAACCGACAGUGCAAAAACAUUACUUGCAAAGAGAAGUAAGUGUAUGGUAUUUUCCUACACUCCACUCUGGGUCAUAAUUAUUUAUAUCAAAUGAAUAUCAGUACAUUUUAAUCGUAGUAUGAAAAUGAUGCUGCCAUUUUGUGAAGAAUACCCACUUGGUUGCAAAGGCCAACUUUUGUAGCUUUGAUUUAAUGUUGUGACAUGGUGUAUGCAUUUCACUAUUAAGCAAUGAACAAGCAACUCUGACUUUCAUUUUCAUUCCAGUUUAUUGACCUCAGAUAAAACAGUGGCCCUUGGUAGAAGCAGAAGUGCACCAAGACCAUUCAUUUCAGGUAGACUCACAUUCAGUGCCAAAUGCUCCCAUGGGGAUAAUUGGACAUGGAUAUCAGGAAAGAGUGAAGGGACUUGGACAAAGAGAGCUUUUCCUAUGUUUGAUGCUAAGUCUUCUACCAAAACAUGUCUGGAGGCAGAACAGUGCAUUUUGUGUGUGCAAAUGCUAGAAUGUCCAUUCACACUCUGACAAAAGAACAUGGCACUUCUAGUGAGUUAUCAGGAAGAUGGCAAAUGCAUUUGGGAGCUUCGGGUGCUUGUUAGACACAGUAAGCCAAUCAAGGCAAGAGGGCCUGUGAGAAUUUGUUCCAGAACCAGUCUGAUGCAAGUGCACCUCUAAUAUAUGCCUUAUAAACUCCAGAGGCCAUAUUCAAAACAGGGUCUUCUCAGCGUAUGCAAGGGGCUGCAGCCCCUCUUCCCUUCCCCCCAGGUCGAACAAUAGGGACAGUUUUCACACAUAUCUACCUGUAUAACCCUCUGUACCUCUCAUAACUGGUCAACGACUGUAACAGGUUACAUCAGGUGUUUUUCUACAUACUUUUUACACAGAUUCUAUGCGAUUAAUGUAACUUAAUUCAAUGCAUCAUUUUAUUGUACUAGUUCUUAGGCUUGUCCUUAUUUUUGUUUUCUAAGUGAUUGUGGUUUUUCUUGUGGUUUUCCUUAUUGUAAAGAUGAAAUGGCGGUUGAUGCUUAUUAUCUGUAACUAAGAAUUUUUACCUUUUUGGGGAAAACAUUGCUAAGAACUAAUGAAUUGAAACUUCAUUUACUCAUUGUAAAUACACUAUUGUGCAAAAAAAAAUUCACUCAGUUGAAUUGCUAGUGUUAACUGAAUUUUGUCUAGACACCAUUUCUGUUGAUGAAAUAAAGACAUAUCAUUAUGCAUUGUAAA